Messenger RNA from Salvelinus sp. IW2-2015, 2703 nucleotides. Lineage: Eukaryota; Metazoa; Chordata; Actinopteri; Salmoniformes; Salmonidae. The record is from RefSeq and is a predicted model, not a curated record.
AGCCAUGACCAGGAUGGAGAGGACGGUCUUUUGCCCACACGAGAAAACGACCCCCCUCCCACUAUAAAGGUUAUGUGGCAAAUAAAUGCCGAAACUAAGGUAUGUGGUAAACACAGGCUUAGAGUAUUUUAUACGUUUUGUUCGAUGAGAAUCUUCAUCAGCUAACGAUAGUGUUUGUGCAUUUUAAAGAAUGUAUGUACUUUUUUUUUUAAGCACAAAGGCUUCAUAAUUCAUUAGGGUAACGUUAACUGGCUGCUAUUAUCUCAUAGAACAAMACGUAUACGAUCUCCUAAACCUGUGUUAACCYCAGACCUUAUUUUUCGACGUUUUAUUCCAAAACCCCUAUUUUCCUAUUCAUUUUAACCAUAGGGAUGGCUGAACGAAUGAGAGGGAAUUUAUUUCCGGGUUUUAGGAMUACAAGCUGAAAGUGAACGGUAAUGGCGUUUCCAUGGUAUUCGAAGAAAAGCCUGCAAAGCAAAGACAGCCUUUGGCUACAGCUAGCUAAUGAGCUAGAAGACGGUGGCUGCUCAAUACUUCGUCCAACCCGUAAAAAAAAGGUUUAGCUCACACUACUCUGCGGUAACUAGUUAGUUACACCGCGCUUUGGAUCUUGACCAGAAGAACAGGGGGACAGCAGGGAGAAUGGGAGGGGCUAGAUUGGGAAGAUCAUGAUGAAGCUGAAAACCUGCCUUGUAUUCUCGUCUCAGUGACUCCAGUCCCAUCUGUUCAGUUUGGUUACCAGCAGAUUUAGGAUUGAAGGGCUCUCUGCCUAGAUGACAAGCACACAGCCUACGUCCCUGAACACUGGUGAAAUUGCACAGGAACUAAGAAGAUGGAAAGACCUGAGUUUUUUUUUUGACAGAACAUGAAAUUUGACUGUAAUUAGGAGUUGAAURAAUGUUUAUAAUACUGAAUGAAGGAGAUUUAAAGGCAUCUAAACAUCAGUGAAUUGUGGAAAUCAAAGUAAAGGUGGUGACCAGGCUCAUGKUUGGGGAGGCAGGUAGCCUGAAGGGCCACCGGAGGGUCGACGGACUGAAAUCCAGAGCCCUCUAUAUGUGGUUAAUUUUCAGGAUGAGAGAAUUGAGUGAAAAUGAAGCGUUGCUUGUUAAACAAGUGGAUUCAGGGAUCAUGUGUAGCCGGAGCUGGGCCUGGCUUAAACUGGAGGCCACUUUGGAGAGCUGAUCUGAUUGGUUAAAAUACCAUUGACUGGAGAAGAGAAGAAACAAAAAUCAUCAUUGGUCUGUCUGUAAACACAGCCCGGAGACGGAGGGAGCUAGAGGCUGUGAAUGUGUGAAGCUCAUCCCAGCUGUGUGCAGGUGUCCCUGGGCUAUGUAGCCAGACUUACACCUUGACAUGCUCCAGACCAGCAACUACUCGCUGGUCCUGAUGGUCCAGCUGGGUCUGCUGACCUAUGACCUGUUUGUCAACUCCUUCAGCGAGCUGCUCAGGGCAGCGCCCGUCAUCCAGCUAGUGCUGUUCAUUAUCCAGGAUAUAGCCAUCCUGUUCAACGUGAUCAUCAUUCUGCUGAUGAUGUUUAACACGUACGUGUUCCAGGUCGGUCUGGUCGCCCUGCUACUGGAGAGGUUUAAAGGCUUACUGAUGCUGUGUGCCAUCUACCUCACCCUCAGCAUCUCCUUUCACUGCUGGGUAGUGAACCUGAGAUGGCUGGAAUCCAAUCGUUUCAUCUGGACGAAUGGCCUGCGUGUCCUCUUCGUUUUCCAGAGGGUUGCUGCAGUGUUGUAUUACUACGUCUACAAACGGACAGCAGAGUGUCUGGGCGACCCGCGGCUGUAUCAGGAUUCUGUCUGGCUGAGGGAUGCCUUCGCCAGAGCUCGUCAGUGAGAAKGAGGAAAUGGAAGGAACAAUUACACCCCCCAAAAGGAUUUAUUACCAGGCGAGGCCUGCCAGGCUCUGUGGUGACUCACUGUUUGGGUGAGCCAUGUUCAUUAGGCAUGAAACAGGGAGGAACUCCCUGGCCUUGUCCAAUAAGAAAUAACCAUUUGUUUUCCCGCAUCAAAACGGUUUUCCCCACUGAAAAUGACUCGGGGCUAGGAUGGAGCUAACGGAAAAGUGAGAAACUGCACUGGGUUUGUACAGCAGUGAUGGAUCAUCAAGUACAUGUACCACACUACACAAAUAUGGACUGAUGUUGUAACAAGAAGUAGACAAGACACUAAAGGACAAUCUGAGGCAGACUUUCCUUCCUGUUUUUAAAACAGUACAUUUAUAAUGACRGCUAUUCAUUUAGUGUUUUUACUUAAAUGGGAUACCAAAGCAUCCCAAACUGCACCCUAUUCCCUAAUAUAGUGCACUAAAUGGGGAAUAGAAUGCAAUUUGGGAUCCACACCUGGUUCUGGAACAGUGUAUAUAUAGGAGUUGUUACUGGUUCCCGUCUCAGGUGAGAGAGGAAGUCCUGGGGCUCGAUUCAAUCCUGAAGGUCUGUGUUGUAGCGUGGUUGAAAUAUCAAGGUAAUUUCCUGUUGAGACGACGUAUGCAACGUUUACCGUGAAGGAAGUCUCUGCUAUAUAAUGCUGAUCUUCUGCGUUACAGAUUGAAUGGAGCUUCUUGGUUCAGUUUGUCUUGUACAUAAGAUGUGCCGUUUACAAAAUGUAUGGAUAUUCGUUGUUGUUUUUUAAACCGUAAAGUUCAAAUUGUCAAUACACCUUUUUUUCCUAAUUUUAUUAAAUUCAUUUUCUACAUGGA